Molecule: messenger RNA, 1500 nt
Organism: Physeter macrocephalus (sperm whale)
Lineage: Eukaryota; Metazoa; Chordata; Mammalia; Artiodactyla; Physeteridae
Gene: CHRNB3
Product: cholinergic receptor nicotinic beta 3 subunit
Exons: 6
Coding region: 1-1380 (459 amino acids)
Biological process (GO): synaptic transmission, cholinergic; nervous system process; signal transduction
Cellular component (GO): plasma membrane; neuron projection; postsynaptic membrane
Molecular function (GO): acetylcholine-gated monoatomic cation-selective channel activity; acetylcholine receptor activity
Source: RefSeq, a predicted model, not a curated record
AUGAUGCCGGCAGACUUUAUCCUGGUGUUCAGUGCCCUCAGUGUCACCAGCUCAGCUGCUGCAGGAUUCAGGUCCAUAGCCGAAGAAGAAGAUGCGCUGCUCAGACAUUUAUUCCAAGGUUACCAGAAAUGGGUUCGCCCUGUAUUACAAUCUAAUGACACCAUAAAAGUAUAUUUUGGGUUGAAAAUAUCUCAGCUGGUAGAUGUGGAUGAAAAGAAUCAACUAAUGACAACAAACGUGUGGCUCAAACAGGAAUGGACAGACCACAAAUUACGCUGGAAUCCAGAUGAAUACGGUGGAAUUCAUUCAAUUAAAGUUCCGUCAGAAUCUCUCUGGCUUCCUGACAUAGUUCUCUUUGAAAACACUGACGGACGGUUCGAAGGCUCGCUCAUGACCAAGGCCAUCGUGAAAUCCGACGGGACCGUGGUGUGGACGCCUCCCGCCAGUUACAAAAGCUCCUGUACCAUGGACGUCACCUUCUUCCCAUUCGACAGGCAGAACUGCUCCAUGAAGUUCGGAUCCUGGACUUACGACGGGACCAUGGUUGACCUCGUCCUGAUCGACGAGAACGUGGACAGAAAAGACUUCUUCGACAACGGAGAGUGGGAGAUCCUCAACGCCAGGGGCACGGCGGGGAGCAGGAGAGACGGCGCGUACCAGUACCCGUUCAUCAUCUACUCCUUCGUGCUGCGCCGCCUGCCCCUGUUCUACACCCUCUUCCUCAUCAUCCCCUGCCUGGGGCUGUCCUUUCUGACAGCGCUUGUCUUCUACUUGCCUUCUGACGAGGGGGAGAAGCUCUCCUUAUCCACCUCUGUCUUGGUUUCCCUGACAGUGUUUCUGCUGGUGAUUGAAGAAAUUAUCCCGUCCUCCUCCAAGGUCAUUCCGCUCAUUGGCGAGUACCUCCUGUUCAUCAUGGCCUUUGUCACCCUGUCCAUCAUUGUCACCGUGUUUGUCAUCAACGUGCACCACAGAUCUCCCUCCACUUACCACCCCAUGGCCCCCUGGGUUAAGCGGCUAUUUCUGCAAAAACUUCCUAAAUUACUUUGCAUGAAGGACCACGUGGAUGGCUACUCUUUCCCAGAUAAAGAGGAGAGGAAACCGGCAGUGAGAGGUAAAGGCCUCGAAAAAAGGAAACAAAAGCAGAUUAGCGAUGGAGAAAAAGUUCUGGUCGCUUUCCUGGAAAAGGCUGCGGAUUCCAUCAGAUACAUUUCCAGCCACGUGAAGAAAGAGCAUUUCAUCAGCCAGGCGGUGCAAGACUGGAAGUUCACAGCUCAAGUUCUCGACCGGAUCUUCCUCUGGCUCUUUCUGAUCGCUUCUGUCACCGGCUCAGUUCUGAUUUUCACCCCUGCUUUGAAGAUGUGGCUACACAGUUACCAUUAGGAACGAGUCUCCAGAGCAAUCUAAACCGCACACAUAAAGACAGAAUUAUACCCUAGAACUGACAUCCAGCCCCCAUGUGUAUACAGCAUCCAGGCGCACGUGCUUAUCAGGAGGCCCCGA